GUUGGCAUUGGAUUCCAGAAUCUUCCCGAACAAACUCCUCGAACCAAUGAUGCUGUACUACUGUCACGCACCACACCUUUACCCACUCACUGCUCCUGCGCAUUCCCAUUUUCGUUCCCAUUCCAAACCCUCUCCACCUGCGCUUCCCCACUCUCCCACCAAACCUCAGCCUCUCUUCCCGUUUUCCUUCAGUGAUGGCCGAUGUUUCACCCGAUCCUCCAACUCCUCCCCAGCCGGACUCGGUGCCGGCCGACGAUUCGCCGCCCGUUUGGACUGCUCCGCCUUCGGCGGUCACUGACAAAGAAUCGCCGCCGCUGCCUGCGGUGGCUGAGCUACCGGCGAAAAGUGUAGAGGCGGCGGCGGCUGUCGAGUCGGAGAAACGGAAAGCGGUUCAGGAAGAGAAGUUCUCUCACUCCUUGGUUUCGUUCAAAGAGGAGAGCAAUAGGGCAGGCGAUCUUUCCGAGAUUGAGGGGAAGGCUCUCGAAGAGCUUAAGAAACUGGUUCAGGAAGCGCUCAAUAGCGGCCAGUUCACCGCCCAAUCGCCAUCCGCGUCGGCACCAGCGCCGGCAUCUAAAGAAGAGAGAGGAACAGAAGCACCAGAAAAGGAAGAGAAGCAGGAAGCACAGCUCACAACAAUUCAAGAAGUAUUAACUGUGUCUUCCGAACCCACUUCAGAUACUCGUUCAGCUAAAGAGAUCCCCGCAUCGGAAGCUGAGAUUUCGGGAGUUUCAACCCGUGAAUCGAAAGACGAAGAAAGGACACCACUGGUUACGGCGGUCACCGAUUCUGCCGCCCCGGAAGCUGGGGAAUCUGUUGUUACUAAGGGGAUCGAGAAAUCUACUUGUGAAGAACAAAUUCCAGUUAAGGAAAUUACGACAUCAGCCGAUGAGGUUUCUGUAUGGGGAAUUCCUCUUAUGAAGGAUGAUAGGAGUGACGUGAUUCUUUUGAAGUUUUUGAGAGCCAGAGAUUUCAAAGUGAAGGAUGCAUUUGUUAUGAUCAAGAACACGAUUAGGUGGAGAAAGGAGUUUCGAAUCGAUGAUCUUUUAGAUGAGGAUCUCGGGGAUGAUUUGGAUAAGGUGGUGUUUAUGCAUAAUUUCGAUAGGGAAGGUCAUCCUGUGUGCUACAAUGUGUAUGGUGAGUUUCAAAAUAAGGAGUUGUAUAACAAAACGUUUUCAGAUGAGGAGAAGCGAUGGAAGUUCCUGCGGUGGCGGAUUCAGUUCUUGGAGAGGAGCAUACGGAAGCUUGAUUUCAGUCCUGGCAGUACCUCUACUAUUUUUCAGGUUAAUGAUCUUAAGAAUUCUCCAGGACCAGGAAAAAGGGAGCUUAGGCAAGCUACCAAGCAGGCUCUUCACCUUCUCCAGGACAAUUACCCUGAAUUUGUUGCAAAACAGGUGUUCAUCAAUGUUCCUUGGUGGUAUCUUGCCUUCUAUACGAUGAUCAGUCCAUUCUUGACCCAGAGGACCAAAAGCAAGUUUGUGUUUGCAGGCCCAUCCAAAACAACUGAAACCCUUUUCAAAUACAUUUCUCCUGAGCAAGUGCCAAUUCAAUAUGGUGGCCUGAGUGUGGAUUCCUGCCAUUGCAACCCAGAGUUCUGCCUUGCUGAUCCAGUCACAGAGGUUGCUGUAAAACCAGCUAGCAAACAGGCUGUGGAAAUAUUAGUCUCUGAGAAAUGCUUUAUAACCUGGGAGAUCCGAGUAGUAGGGUGGGAGGUUAGCUAUGGCGCUGAAUUUGUGCCUUACGCUGAGGAUGGGUAUACGGUGAUCAUACAUAAGGCAACUAAGAUGGCUCCAACCGAUGAACCCGUGGUGUGUAAAAGCUUCAAAAUUGAUGAACUGGGCAAGGUUGUGUUGACGGUCAACAACCCAACCUCUAAAAAGAAGAAGCUUCUCUACAGGUUCAAGACCAAUCCCCUCCCCAGUUGAAUGUUUCUAAUCAGGCAAAAGGAAGAAUUAGAAGGUUGGCUAUUAUUUUGAGGAUUGCAUUUGGGGUUCUUCUGCUUGCGUAUGGAAGAUCUCAUUUUGGAGGGCUUUUUGUAUUGCAUUUUCUGCUCUGUAUAUUUCAUUAUUAUUAUUAUUAUUAUUAUUAUAAUUAUAUUUUGCCUGUUUUAUGGAGUCAA
This is a messenger RNA of Malania oleifera, 2116 nucleotides long. RefSeq names its product patellin-3-like. The transcript is spliced from 4 exons. Lineage: Eukaryota; Viridiplantae; Streptophyta; Magnoliopsida; Santalales; Ximeniaceae. The record is from RefSeq and is a predicted model, not a curated record. Gene Ontology annotation, molecular function: lipid binding. Bases 195 to 1922 code for a protein of 575 amino acids.